Messenger RNA from Symbiodinium sp. CCMP2592, 533 nucleotides. NCBI's taxonomy places the organism in Eukaryota, Dinophyceae, Suessiales, Symbiodiniaceae. The record is from the annotation of a GenBank genome assembly.
GCUCUGACCGCGCAGGGUGGCUACAAGAGCGACGCGAUCUCGGCGGUAAACUACGCCAUGGCAAUGGGAGCGCAGAUCUCUUCGAAUUCUUGGGGCGGACACAGUGAGAGUCAUUCCCUGCAGCAGGCCAUCCAGGUUGCUAUGGAGGCUGGCCACCUCUUCGUUUCGGCUGCAGGUAACGACAACGCGAAUGCGGACCAGUAUCCCUUCUACCCCUGCGUCUAUCCGCAUGUCCUCUGUGUUGCGGCAUCGAACUCUGAGGACGAGUUCACCUUCUUCAGCAACUACGGUGUGCAGAGCGUCGAGCUUGUUGCUCCCGGCCAGAACAUCAUCAGUACCUAUCUUGGUGUCAACGAGUACACCUCGCUAACUGGCACAUCCUUCGGCACGUCCCUCGUCGCAGGUGCCGCUGCGCUGCUUUUCAGCUGGCUCAGGGGCGCGGUCAACACGGUGCAGACAGUGGAGGACAUCCGCUGGCUCCUGCUCGACACUGCUCAGGAGCUUUCGUGGACGACCGGCUUUGUCGGCAAUGG